This is a messenger RNA of Ornithorhynchus anatinus (platypus), 2520 nucleotides long. RefSeq names its product heat shock 70 kDa protein 1A-like. Gene Ontology annotation, cellular component: blood microparticle; cytoplasm; vesicle. Gene Ontology annotation, molecular function: heat shock protein binding; misfolded protein binding; ATP binding. The record is from RefSeq and is a predicted model, not a curated record. Gene Ontology annotation, biological process: protein refolding; cellular response to unfolded protein. NCBI's taxonomy places the organism in Eukaryota, Metazoa, Chordata, Mammalia, Monotremata, Ornithorhynchidae.
CGGGCCGGGGGCGGGGCCGGGCUGGGAGAAGGCGCUGGAAGGUUCCCGGGAAGGCGGGGAGCGCUCGCUGACUGGCCGGUCCGGGGGAGGGCGGGCCCGGCCCGGCUAGAAAUAGGGCAGCCGCGUCGAGGUCGGGGAUAAUUCUCCGGUGGCUUUCCGGCUCGGCGGAGGAAGCGACGACAGCCCGAGAGGCCUGCGCGUGCCUCCUGCCUUCCCUCCUCGAGAGAUCCGCUUCACCGCCUCUUCGCAGAAGCCUCUGCCUUCCGACUCGAGGACGAUGGCAGCCGCCAAAGGAGUGGCCAUCGGCAUCGACCUGGGCACCACGUACUCCUGCGUGGGCGUGUUCCAGCACGGCAAGGUGGAGAUCAUCGCCAACGACCAGGGCAACCGCACCACCCCCAGCUACGUGGCCUUCACGGACACCGAGCGGCUCAUCGGGGACGCCGCCAAGAACCAGGUGGCCAUGAACCCCCAGAACACCGUCUUCGACGCCAAGCGGCUGAUCGGACGCAAGUUCGGGGACCCGGUGGUGCAGUCGGACAUGAAGCAGUGGCCCUUCCGCGUGGUGAGCGACGCGGGGAAGCCCAAGGUGCGGGUGUCGUACAAGGGGGAGGAGAAGGCCUUCUACCCGGAGGAGAUCUCCUCCAUGGUGCUGACCAAGAUGAAGGAGACGGCGGAGGCCUACCUGGGCCACCCGGUGACCAACGCGGUGAUCACGGUGCCGGCCUACUUCAACGACUCGCAGCGGCAGGCCACCAAGGACGCCGGGGUGAUCGCCGGGCUGAACGUGCUGCGCAUCAUCAACGAGCCGACGGCGGCGGCCAUCGCCUACGGGCUGGACCGCGCCGGGAAGGGGGAGCGCAACGUGCUGAUCUUCGACCUGGGCGGGGGCACGUUCGACGUGUCGGUCCUGACCAUCGACGACGUCUUCGAGGUGAAGGCCACGGCCGGCGACACCCACCUGGGCGGGGAGGACUUCGACAGCCGGCUGGUGACCCACUUCGCCGAGGAGUUCCGGCGCAAGCACGGGAAGGACCUGAGCCAGAACAAGCGGGCGGUGCGGCGGCUGCGGACGGCCUGCGAGCGGGCCAAGCGCACGCUGUCGUCCAGCACGCAGGCCAACCUGGAGAUCGACUCCCUGUUCGAGGGCGUGGACUUCUACACGUCCAUCACGCGGGCCCGGUUCGAGGAGCUGUGCUCGGACCUGUUCCGCGGCACGCUGGAGCCCGUGGAGAAGGCCCUGCGGGACGCCAAGAUGGACAAGGCCGGGAUCCACGAGGUGGUGCUGGUGGGGGGCUCCACCCGCAUCCCCAAGGUGCAGCGGCUGCUGCAGGACUUCUUCAACGGGCGCGAGCUGAACAAGAGCAUCAACCCGGACGAGGCGGUGGCCUACGGGGCGGCGGUGCAGGCGGCCAUCCUGAUGGGGGACCGGUCGGAGAAGGUGCAGGACCUGCUGCUGCUGGACGUGGCGCCCCUGUCCCUGGGGCUGGAGACGGCCGGGGGGGUGAUGACGGCCCUGAUCAAGCGCAACUCCACCAUCCCCACCAAGCAGACGCAGAUCUUCACCACCUACUCGGACAACCAGCCGGGGGUCCUGAUCCAGGUGUACGAGGGGGAGCGGGCCAUGACCCGCGACAACAACCUGCUGGGCCGCUUCGACCUGAGCGGCAUCCCCCCGGCCCCGCGCGGGGUCCCCCAGAUCGAGGUCUCCUUCGACGUGGACGCCAACGGCAUCCUCAACGUGACGGCCACGGACAAGAGCACGGGCAAGGCCAACAAGAUCACCAUCACCAACGACAAGGGCCGGCUGAGCAAGGAGGAGGUGGAGCGCAUGGUGCGGGACGCCGAGCGGUACCGGGCCGAGGACGAGGCCCAGCGGGAGAAGGUGGCCGCCAAGAACGCCCUGGAGUCGUACGCCUUCAACAUGAAGAGCGCCGUGGAGGGCGAGGACGGGGGCCUGAGGGGCAAGAUCUCGGAGGGCGACCGGCAGAAGGUGCUGGACAAGUGCCGCCAGGUCCUGGCCUGGCUCGAGGCCAACCAGCUGGCCGAGAAGGACGAGUACGACCACAAGAGGAAGGAGCUGGAGCAGGUCUGCCACCCCAUCGUCACCCGCCUCUACCAGGGCGAGGGGGCCGCCGCGGGGAGGGGAUUCACCCCUCCAAAGGAGGGGGGCGGGGGCGGCCCCACCAUCGAGGAAGUUGAUUAAUUUCCCCCUCCCCGCCGCCCACCUCCGGUUGGGGCUCCCCCCCGGGGUUCCUCCGCGGCCUCCUCCCCGCACCCGUCGUGCCUUCCGAGCUGCUCCGCCGAAACCACCGUCAGCGAAGCCUCUUUUGAUCGCUCCUCUAUCCCGUCGCCCCAUCAUCCCGGUCACCCGGGACGGACUGUUUGAGGAGAGGCCCCGGUUGGGCUUGUUAGUUGGAGCGAAGAUCCCGUUAUUUAUUUCUCUCAGGCCCCGGUUUUUACCUUGCGACGGUAGAAAUCAAAGCUCUUUGCAACUAAUAAAUUGUUGCUUCGAAGAAA